Molecule: messenger RNA, 381 nt
Organism: Prorocentrum cordatum
Lineage: Eukaryota; Dinophyceae; Prorocentrales; Prorocentraceae
Source: the annotation of a GenBank genome assembly
AUGGCUGAGAUGUCGCGUACUUUUUUGGCUUCGAUGCAAGCUACCCUACCGAGUGCCCUCCAGACCGCGACCGGCCCCCUGUUCAAGCAGUUCGACGAGCGGGUGGCCCAGCGUUUCGAGGCCCUGCCGUCCCGUCUCCACGGUGCGGAGUCUAAGAUUGACACGGUCUCUGCCCUGCAGGAGGACAUGGGGUGCCGCAUUGCCAAGCUCGAGUCUGAGCUGGAUGUGGCCAAGGCCCAGCCCCCUGGCGAGCCUCCUGCACGGACUGCUGAGUGGGAUCGCCCUAAGGACUUCACGGUCUCUGCAAUCAGUGGGAAGGAUGAGGUGGCCUCUCUACACGUUCAAGCUGCGAUCGGAGGUUGGCUUCAGGAUGCAGGGUAG